This is a messenger RNA of Ctenocephalides felis (cat flea), 756 nucleotides long. Its product is annotated as purine nucleoside phosphorylase-like. Gene Ontology annotation, molecular function: purine-nucleoside phosphorylase activity. The record is from RefSeq and is a predicted model, not a curated record. Gene Ontology annotation, biological process: nucleoside metabolic process. Gene Ontology annotation, cellular component: cytoplasm. NCBI's taxonomy places the organism in Eukaryota, Metazoa, Arthropoda, Insecta, Siphonaptera, Pulicidae.
UCCAUAUAAUCGGUUCGCGAACUGGUUCGAACACAUAUCUGUGUACACGUGUUAGUAUCAAAUUAAUUAUUAAAAGAUAUAACGAUCGAAUCAUAUAAGAUAUUUUGUGAUUAUCCGCGAGAGAAAGAAUAACCGCUUCGCUGACGUAGUUUUGGUUAUCAGUUCAUUUGAUUCGGACGUUCCGGCAACUUGUUAGUAAACAUGAGUUUCUGUGAGAACAAUAACUACACGGUGGAUGAAUGUUCCUAUGAAAGGAUUAAAGAGACGACAGAAUUUCUAAUUCAGAAAACCAAAUAUCGACCAAAAAUUGGUAUUAUCUGUGGAUCCGGAAUAGGACCCCUGGCUGACAAUUUACAAAAUGCAGAUUCCUUCGAUUACAGUCAAAUUCCCAACUUUCCCGUAAGCACAGUUCCGGGUCAUAAAGGUCGACUUGUAUUUGGCACCUUGGGUGGAAUCGAGGUCCUUUGCAUGCAAGGACGUUUUCAUUAUUAUGAAGGCUAUUCGUUGAAUAAGUGUUGCUUUCCGGUGCGAGUUAUGAAAUUACUGGGCAUAACGCAUUUGAUUGCUACAAAUGCCGCUGGCGGAUUGAACCCAAAUUAUGAAGUCGGUGAUAUAAUGAUAGUAAGAGACCAUAUCAAUCUCAUGGGAUUUGCUGGAAACAAUCCGCUCGUCGGCCAAAACGACGAUCGCUUCGGCACUAGAUUUCCGCCGAUGAGCCGAGCUUACUGUCGCAACAUGAUCAACAUAGCGAAAAAG